This is a messenger RNA of Larimichthys crocea (large yellow croaker), 1280 nucleotides long. RefSeq names its product BAF chromatin remodeling complex subunit BCL7B b (gene bcl7bb). Bases 68 to 679 code for a protein of 203 amino acids. The transcript is spliced from 6 exons. Lineage: Eukaryota; Metazoa; Chordata; Actinopteri; Sciaenidae. The record is from RefSeq and is a predicted model, not a curated record.
CUCGCGAGAUUUCCGCUGUAACGGAGGACUGGGGCUUGGUCUUGGAAGUUUUCAGAUGCAUCUGUAGAUGAAUCAUAACAGCAUCAAGAUGUCGGGACGAUCAGGCCGCGCUGAGACACGAAGUCGGGCUAAAGAUGACAUUAAAAAGGUGCUGGCAGCCAUCGAGAAAGUGCGCAAAUGGGAGAAGAAAUGGGUGACAGUUGGAGACACGUCCUUACGCAUAUUUAAGUGGGUGCCAGUAACAGAAACAAAGCAGAUAUAUCGCACCAAAUCCACAGGUGGAGAUGUGAGAGGGCUGAAAGAUGUGGUCCUGGAAAAUACCAACUCUUUACUGGAUUUCACUGAUGAAAACAGCAACCAGAGCUUUCUGUCGGACGUUUACCAGCCUAAAAUGGAUAACAGCAGCAGCACUUCCAGCUCGCAGCAGGUCAGCCCUCCACAUACCUCCAGCCUGCGAACUGAAGACUCUCAGCCGCCGAUGCUGGGCCAGGAGAGUGUUGAUGAGCCAGUUCAUUCAGGACAGGAGGGGGCCGAUGAGCCUCCGACUCUCAUCAAGGAGGACCUUCUUUCAUCAGGAACUGUCAGACGGAGCACCCCAGACACACAGGAGGAACUGGAUGAAUCAGGAGCGCCUCCUUUAAAGAAGAUUUGCACAGGAGAAAAUGCAGUCCUCAGAUAGCUUAUUUUUAAUCGUUUUGUUAAAACACACACAAUACCUGUCCUCAGUCUGAUUAGCUAAGCUUUGAAAAUGAUUCUACAGGUUUCUCUUGGCAUAUUUACGCAAAUAUUGCAUUUCAGCAAAUGACAAAAAAAAAAAAAAAAGUAUUUACCGCAAACUCUUUGUUCACUUUUUAAGUCUUGCUGUUUUAAAGUGAUUUCUGAAAUGAAUGGAGAGGAUUUUCCAAACUUUGUGUGACACGUCGCUGCUGUUGCGGUCGACUCACAUGCUGUAAAUGUCCAGUUUUUCUGGCAACUAAUUGUUUCUGAUUCUUUAUGCAGUUACACUUUUACUUUUGCAUGUUUCCAUAUGCUAUUGCUUUAUUUUUUUGAGGUUUACAGGUCAUUUUGAAAAAAAAAAGAAGAAAAAAAGGUGUUAAAUGUGUAGCCUUUAAUGCAGAUUGAUGUUUAGAUGUGCCAUCUUUGUUUUGAAUGUGAUUCCCUCUCCUCCCUUUUUGGCUUAUCACACAUGUAAGAAUAAAAAUGCUUUUUUAAAUAUUUAUAAUAUAAUUUGCCCAUGUUUAUAACUGAAGACAUUGCAAACCAUAAUAAAUGCUACUUUC